Molecule: messenger RNA, 1734 nt
Organism: Exophiala bonariae
Lineage: Eukaryota; Fungi; Ascomycota; Eurotiomycetes; Chaetothyriales; Herpotrichiellaceae
Exons: 3
Coding region: 1-1734 (577 amino acids)
Source: RefSeq, a predicted model, not a curated record
AUGGUUGCUAAACAGUGGUCAACUGCCGCCAUUCUUGGGUUCAUUGUGCCGAGAUUUCUGGCGGCUCCAAAUCAUCUACCAGUCGUUGACUUGCAAUAUGCCGUUCAUCAAGGUACAAUCAAUGAAGCUGGACAAUAUUACAACUUCUCCAACAUUCGAUACGGCGACGUUAUUACUGGUGCAUCCCGCUUCAAAGGCCCACAACCCCCGAGUACGAUUAACCGCACCCUGAAUACUGGACAGAGAGCUACGCGUUGCCCUCAAACUCAUCCCGCCUGGCUUUAUGAUGGAACGGCAAUUGCCCAGGGCGUGCCAGUGUCGCAACUCCAGCCACCGCGCUUCAACAUCUCAGACAUUCCAGCCAUGAGUCCAGAGGAAACUGAAGACUGUUUAUUCUUGGACGUCCUGGUCCCGUCCCGAAUCUUCCCGCCCACAGCCUCUACCAAACAGAACUCAUGGCACAACGGGAAGCCAGCUCCAACUUCCACUGGCGCGGCAGUCUUGGUUUGGAUCGACGGUGGCGGAUUUUCGGCUGGCUAUAAGCAUGAACAGAACGCCACUGGUCUUGUAGCUAGGUCAAGCUCCAACCAUGAUGAAGGACUUAUUUAUGUUGCCAUGAACUACCGAGUUGGCCUCUUUGGGUUUUUACCGUCCGGUAUUGUCGGACAAGGCGAUUCUAAUGUUGGGCUACUCGAUCAGCGCCUAGCUCUCGAGUGGGUACAAAAAUACAUCCACCUGUUCGGCGGAGAUCCUUCUCGAGUCACAAUUAUGGGAGAGUCGGCUGGUGGAGGCUCUGUGUUCCACCAAAUUACAGCAUUUGGGGGUGCAUCAGGACCUGCUCCUUUCCAACAGGCAAUACUCCAAAGUCCCGGAUGGCAACCAAAUGCUAAUCCUGGGUUCCAAGAAUCGCUCAUCGAAUGCGCCCUGACUAACGCAUCUGCGCUGACGGGACGGACCAUCAAAACCGUGGACGAUCUCCGCGCGCUCUCGUUCGAGGAGAUCACACUACUUAAUAGCGUCAUAGUUGGACGUUCACCCUACGGGAUAUACACCUUUGGCCCUGUCGUGGAUGGUACAUUUGUUCCUGAGAUGCCGGGCAGACUCAUUGCCCAAGGACGGUUCGCCACUUCCCUGAAUGCCAUCAUGAUGGGGACCAAUUUCAAUGAGGGUGUGCUUUUUGAUUCUCCUUUUUUGAAGGAUGAUCGAGACUACCGCGGAAAUGUCCGUCUCUUUUUCCCAAACGCGACAGAAGAUAUGAUUGACCAUGUUGCCACGGACCUUUACCCAAACGACCUGUCAGGGAAGUUCAACUACACAACACAACCUCUGCGGGCGGCUUUGACGACAGCAGAGGCUUGCUUUUUAUGCAACACACGCUAUCUUGCGCAGUCGCUGUCAAACAUUGUAUCCAAGAGUAUCUUUAAGUACCUAUUCGCGGUGCCACCAGCUAUACAUGCCGACGAUCUUGGCUAUACCUUCUACAAUGGCAACGGGAGCACGACUUGGGAAGGCUAUCCGGUCGACGAAAACGUCGCCCUUACGCUGCAAGAUUAUAUCAUAAGUUUCACAACUACAGGAUCCCCGAAUACUGGCCCAGCUACGAGCCCUCAUUCGUGGUUUCCGCCCUAUGGGACCAAUGCCUCGGUACUAACGCUAAAUCAAACCAACUUGGGCACAUUAAUCGUUGAUCCUCAAGCUAAUUUGCGGUGCGAUUGGUGGCAGAAGAAUGUCUAG